CGUCGUACAAAUAAAGUUGUAAACUUUGUACUACGUGACGUAGAGCGUUAGCAUUGCGCAUGCGUGUGUGCGGAGUACACGUGAAGCAGACAGCAUGGCUGAAAAAACAGAAGUGGCGUUAGACCGGGCUCAGGUGAAGAAGGCCGUCCAGGCCCUACAAGCUUUCCUCAAAACCAAAGCCACCGGCGACUCGCUGUUCCUGGACGAGACUCAGCAGAUCAGUUUGCUCUUCACCCUGUGGAAGGUCCCUAAACGGGCACAGACCAUCCGCAUUCCUCUGCCUCAUGGCCAGCGGACUGACACAGACGAGGUUUGCCUCUUCACCAGAGAUGAGCCCAAGAUGACCUCAGAGCAAACCCAGAGGUUUUACAAGAAGCUGCUGGAGGAGAAGGGGGUCAAAAACAUAUCCGAGAUCAUACCAUACAAGGUUCUGAAGACAGAAUACAAACCAUAUGAGGCUAAACGCCGCCUGUUGGGGAACUUUGAUCUGUUCCUUUCUGACGCCCGCAUCCGCCGCCUGCUGCCAUCACAUAUCGGGAAACAUUUCUACCAGAGAAAAAAAGAGCCGCUGUCGGUGAACCUGCAGAGCAAACAUCUGGCCAGAGACAUCCAGAGAGUCAUCCAGGGCACCAGCAUGAAGGUUACCAACAAGGGCUGCUGCUGUAUGGCACGUGUCGCCCACUCCGGCAUGACUGCAGAUGAGGUGACAGAAAACAUCCAGGCCGCUGUCCAAACUAUCGCGGCCAAACUACGGACGAAAGGACCAGUGAUGAAGCUGAUCCAUAUAAAGAGCCAAACAUCCGUGGCUCUUCCCAUCUACACCUCAGACCUGAGCGACCUCACUGAGCUCGAGAAGAAGCGGACUCCCAAAGACAAGGGAGCUACACCUAAAAAGCGGGACAAAGCAAAGAAGAACAAGGAGGACAAAAAGCAAACGGAUACUCCUGCUGAGGGGAAGGAAGAGGCGGCAAAGGAGGAUGAAGAAGAGGAAGAAGAAAUCCCACAGCUGGUUCCCAUAGAAACGCCUAGCAAAAAGCCCAAACUGGAGAAGCCGUCCAAAAAGAAGCAGCUGGAGAAAGCACCCAAACCUGCUGCGGGCAAGAAAGGAAAACAAGCUCAGAACAAACCGACCAAGAAGACGGGAAAGACAGACUCCAAAGUAAAAAGAAAAGUGCCUAAAGUGAAAUGAUUCUCAGCAGAGAGUCUUUGCUUGUUACCUUCUCGACUUGGACAUUUGACACAGAUCACAGGACCACAACUCAUAGAGCAACCUUUAUAUUCACAGGUCUGUUUGUGCUUGAAUAAAUGGUAUCAUAAAGUUA
Amphiprion ocellaris (clown anemonefish) is the source of this 1322-nucleotide messenger RNA. RefSeq names its product ribosomal L1 domain containing 1 (gene rsl1d1). Bases 95 to 1189 code for a protein of 364 amino acids. Gene Ontology annotation, cellular component: 90S preribosome. The record is from RefSeq and is a predicted model, not a curated record. Lineage: Eukaryota; Metazoa; Chordata; Actinopteri; Pomacentridae. The transcript has 9 exons.